Erpetoichthys calabaricus (reedfish) is the source of this 5617-nucleotide messenger RNA. It is a transcript of the gene agxt2, whose product is annotated as alanine--glyoxylate aminotransferase 2. The coding region runs from base 198 to 1736 and encodes 512 amino acids. NCBI's taxonomy places the organism in Eukaryota, Metazoa, Chordata, Cladistia, Polypteriformes, Polypteridae. Gene Ontology annotation, molecular function: pyridoxal phosphate binding; L-alanine:glyoxylate transaminase activity. The transcript is spliced from 14 exons. Gene Ontology annotation, cellular component: mitochondrion. The record is from RefSeq and is a predicted model, not a curated record. Gene Ontology annotation, biological process: glyoxylate catabolic process.
GAAUUUAGGAAAAGCUCCUCGCCAGAGUUUUAGAAGUGCUGUACUUGUUCCCUUGCUAUUUAGUUGGCGGUCGUUGUGCUCCCUUUUCUGCUUCCACGGACUCCAGCUGUCCUAAAGCCUCUCGAUUUUAAAUUUCCACAAGAGUCGGGGAGAAAGAAAGGCGGCUGCUAACUGGAAUUUUGUAAAAGAAAAUAAUUAUGUUUCGAAAUCUCGUCACUUCGUGUCUGUUUAAGCACCCCUGCAACUCGACGAGCUCCUUGGCAACAUUUCAUCGCUUGUCUGGUGCUCUGAAACAACAGCUUGCAAUAAAUGAUUUGCCAGCAGACUGCCCACAACUGCCACCUUGUGAAUUCACACCUGAAGAGUAUAAGUUUCUUUCGGAGCAACAGAUGAUGGAGAUCAGAAAACGUUACUGUGGCCCUACAACUAUGGUUAAUACAUAUUACAAGAAACCUGUGAGCAUACGUCAGGGAUUCAUGCAGUGGCUGUGGGACCUCAAUGGAAAACGCUAUCUUGAUUUCUUCUCUGGAGUAGCCACUGUCAGUGUUGGACAUUGCCAUCCGAGAGUUAAUGCAGCUGCAAAGAAACAGAUGGAACGACUGUGGCAUACAACAAAUAUCUAUCUCCACAGUCCACUUCACGAAUACUGUGAAAAACUUGCAGCACUUUUUCCAGAACCUCUAAAGUCUGUUUACUUGACAAACAGUGGCUCUGAGGCUAAUGACCUGGCCAUGCUUCUAGCAAGACUCUAUACUGGGAACUUUGACAUCAUCACCUUCAGAGGUGCAUACCAUGGAGGAAGUCCACACUCUGUAGGUUUGACAAGAGUGGGAAGCUAUAGGUUCCCUGUUGCCACUGGAUUAGGCUGCCAUCAGACAAUGUGUCCAGAUGUUUACAGUGGGAUCUGGGGAGGAAGUCACUGUCGAGAUUGUGUUGUUCAAGCUGACCGGAAAUGCAGUUGCACUUCAGGUUCUUGCCAUGCAAAGGACAUGUAUCUAGAACAGCUGAAAGAUACCCUGAAUACCAGCACGUCAAAGAGUGUUGCUGGAUUUUUUGCAGAACCUAUACAGGGAGUUGGAGGUGUUGUGCAGUACCCGAAAGGAUAUUUAAAAGAAGCUUUCAAAAUGAUCAGAGAAAGAGGAGGUGUGUGCAUUGCAGAUGAGGUUCAGUCUGGAUUUGGUCGAACAGGUAAAGACAUUUGGGCUUUUAAAGCUCAUGAUGUGAUACCCGACAUUGUUACCAUGGCAAAGGGCAUUGCAAAUGGCUUUCCAAUGGGAGCUGUGAUAACUUCCAGAGACAUUGCUGACACGUUAACCAGAGCUUUACAUUUUAAUACAUUUGGUGGAAAUCCAAUUGGUUGUGCAGCUGGCUCAGCAGUGAUUGAUGCCCUUUUAGAGGAUAAGCUAGCACAAAACAGCACAGAGGUUGGAACGUAUUUGCUAAUCGGACUUGCAAAACUACAAAGCAAAUUUGAGAUUAUUGGAGAUGUCCGUGGCAAGGGACUGCUAAUCGGAGUUGAGAUGGUGAAAGAUAAGAUUACUCGAAAACCUCUGCCAAAUGUUGAAAUGGACCAGAUCUUUGAAGAUUGCAAGGACAUGGGUCUUCUGCUUGGAAAAGGGGGUGUCCAUGGACAGACAUUCCGGAUGAAGCCUCCACUUUGUGUUACCAAAGCAGAUGCAGAUUUUGCUCUUGCUGUCUUUGAGCUGGCAUUAAAAAGGCACGAGAAGAGACAAUAAGAGUUUAUCAAUUUGACAUACUGUGGGUGGAAAUGUUUGUAUUUGUGAUUAAAUUAAAUCGGCCCCUGAUGACACAAAAAAAUCAUUUCUUUUUAAAUGCUGAACUAACCACUUUGCUCUCCCUAUAACGUCUGGGGCGAUUUCUGUUGUGGAAGAUGAGUGUAUUUUGUUAAGCAAAUAAACUAAUGAUACACUGUAGCACAAAAGCAGUUCAUAUAUAAAGAGAGUAAGACUAUAGCUAGUAAUAUUAAAAAUGCAUUUUUUUUUAAUUUCUUGAGGAUUUACAGUGCAUCUGGAAAGUAUUCACAGCACAUCACUUUUUCCACAUUUUGUUAUGUUACAGCCUUAUUCCAAAAUGGAUGAAAUUAAUUUUUUUCCUCAGAAUUCAACACACAACACCCCAUAAUGACAAAGUGAAAAAAGUUUACUUGAGGUUUUUGCAAAUUUAUUAAAAAUAAAAGAACUGAGAAAUCCCAUGUACAUAAGUAUUCACAGCCUUUGCUCAAUACUUUGUCGAUGCACCUUUGGCAGCAAUUACAGCCUCAAGUCUUUUUGAAUAUGAUGCCACAAGCUUGGCACACCUAUCCUUGGCCAGUUUCGCCCAUUCCUCUUUGCAGCACCUCUCAAGCUCCAUCAGGUUGGAUGGGAAGCGUCGGUGCACAGCCAUUUUAAGAUCUCUCCAGAGAUGUUCAAUCGGAUUCAAGUCUGGGCUCUGGCUGGGCCACUCAAGGACAUUCACAGAGUUGUCCUGAAGCCACUCCUUUGAUAUCUUUGCUGUGUGCUUAGGGUCAUUGUCCUGCUGAAAGAUGAACCGUCGCCCCAGUCUGAGGUCAAGAGCGCUCUGGAGCAGGUUUUCAUCCAGGAUGUCUCUGUACAUUACUGCAGUCAUCUUUCCCUUUAUCCUGACUAGUCUCCCAGUCUCUGCCACUGAAAAACAUCCCCACAGCAUGAUGCUGCCACCACCAUGCUUCACUGUAGGGAUGGUACUGGCCGGGUGGUGAGCGGUGCCUGGAUUCCUCCAAACGUGACGCCUGGCAUUCACACCAAAGAGUUCAAUUUUUGUCUUAACAGACCAGAGAAUUUUCUUUCUCAUGGUCCGAAAGUCCUUCAGGUGCCUUUUGGCAAACUCCAGGCGGGCUGCCAUGUGCCUUUUACUAAGGAGUGGCUUUCAUCUGGCCACUCUACCAUACAGGCCUGAUUGGUGGAUUGCUGCAGAGAUGGUUGUCCUUCUGGAAGGUUCUCCUCUCUCCACAGAGGACCUCUGGAGCUCUGACAGAGUGACCAUUGGGUUCUUGGUCACCUCCCUUACUAAGGCCCUUCUCCCCCGAUCGCUCAGUUUAGAUGGCCGGCUAGCUGUAGGAAGAGUCCUGGUGGUUUCAAACUUCUUCCACUUACAGAUGAUGGAGGCCACUGUGCUCAUUGGGACCUUCAAAGCAACAGAAAAUUUUCUGUAACCUUCCCCAGAAUUUUGCCUUGAGACAAUCCUGUCUCGGAGGUCUACAGACAAUUCCUUUGACUUCAUGCUUGGUUUGUGCUCCGACAUGAACUGUCAACUGUGGGACCUUAUAUAGACAGGUGUGUGCCUUUCCAAAUCAUGUCCAAACAAUUGAAUUUACCACAGGUGGACUCCAAUUAAGCUGCGGAAACAUCUCAAGGAUGAUCAGGGAAAACAGGAUGCACCUGAGCUCAAUUUUGAGCUUCACGGCAAAGGCUGUGAAUACUUGUGUACAUGUGCUUUCUCAAUUUGUUUAUUUUUAACAAAUUUGCAAAAAUCUCAAGUAAACGUUUUUUCACGUUGUCAUUAUGGGAUGUUAAUACUGGCCAUUACUGCACUAGGGUGCAAGUUCAGAUAUUUUACAAAACAACGAGGAUUACCUGCUGGAGUAGAAUUUGUUUUUAGUCUCCUGGAGUACUUUUUGUUUCAAUUUUUGUUUUCCUGAAACCUCAGACCUGCUGUGCAUUUGGUGUAAAAGCUAUGCAUGAAGAGGGUCCACUCAAAGUGUUGAAUGCAGGGGACUUCUGUACAGAUAACACCACAAAAAGCAAACGAAAGGAAACACAGGCAUUAUUAGGCGCUUUAGCACGGCAGAAAUAUUUUUUUUAGGAACCAGGGGCUUUUUAGAAACUCUAGGACUGUUGUGGCAUUCCCAUUGCAGGAACUCAGGCCAUUUAUAGCUCCUGGUGCUCUUUUUUAGCCCCUGCUCCAGGGUAUGUACUGUUUGCUUCAACCAGGAACUAUCAUGGGUGGGGCUCAGGUGAUGACUUGUGCUGAAUGGUUGACCACAAGCACUGGUGCCAUCUUACAAAUCUGUUCAUAGUUUGGACUUUGGAGAUAGUGAUGGGCAUUUCCAUUCAAUCUACUGAAUCGAUUCUUUCGAACUACCCAUUUAAGUAAAUGAAUUCUUUUGAUUUAUUUUUCAGGAUACCUUAUACUGAAGUCCCUUCUGAUCAACUCACAAAUAUAUAAUUUAAAUAUUUGUAAAUUAUUUUCAUAUACACCAUUGGUCAAAAGCUUUAGAACACUUCAGUUUUACAUUUAAAAUGUAUAAUUAAAUUAAAAUGUUACAUUACAGAAUCACAAGUGAAUGAGAAUUCUGCAAUUCAUUCAAAUGAACGAGAAUCUUUAGACCAGGUGUCCCCAACUCCAGUCCUGGAGGGUCGCAGUGGCUGCAGGUUUUUCAUUCUAACCCUUUUCAUAAUUAGUGACCUGUUCUUGCUGCUAAUGAACUUCUUUUGAAUUCAUUUUAAUUCAUUUGCUCUUGAAGACUCAGACCCCUUAAUUGUUGCUUUUUCCUUAAUUAGCAGCCAAACAAUGAGAUACAAAAUGACAUGACCAGCAAACUGUGACCAUCAUACAAUAUCUGAAGAUAAAGAAGGAUGAAGGUCUCAGGAAUGCUGAUCUGCUCAGAUCCCCAAACCAUUUUAACAGUGCUCUUAGAAAAGAGAAAAUCAACAAUUUCAGAAAUGUAUGCUAUAGCACAAUGAGAGCAGCAACAAGCCACAGAAUUAAAGAACGGGUUUAAUUAACAAAAAGACUCGGCGCCUAGUUAAGCAACUGGUUGGAGUGAAAUUGGUUGGAGUUUGAGGCCCUGACUUAGUUGGUCUUCUGUUGGUUCAUUCACUUCACAUUUCAUUUCUGUUUGGGUUGCAUUUAAGGAAAAAAUGAAGCAAUUCAGAGGAAAAAAUCUUUAAAAACAAGUCAAUUAAAGUUAAUUAGCAGCAAAAACAGGUCACUAAUCAAAAAAAGGGUUAGAAUGAAAACCUGCAGCCCUCCAGGACUGGAGUUGGGGACCCCUGCUUUAGACUAAUUCUCGGGUAGUGACUCGUUCACGAAUCAAAUGAGUCAAGACUCAUACAUCAGGCGUUUCUGCUGGCACGUAAUUUACUCCAGCAGUAACAGCAGCAACGAAACGGGAGAUGAUGACCACGUCACACAAAACACACCUGCUCUAUAUUAUUAGUCCAUUGAGCUCCACUGAGCUGUUUCGUUCAUGUUCAUGAAUCUCCCAUCACUAUACGGAGAGCUGUCAGUAAACAUGGAACACCAUAUUUUGUAACACGUUACUGUUUAUAGCUGCCUCCAUGGUGUGCUGCGCCUUGUAUAACAGUGAAGCAAUGACCUCCCCCAUGAACUCCUAAAUGUACCUCACAUCGCACCACAUCACUCUUUUUUGCAUGUCAUAUUUUUGGCAUAAAGGUCAUACUGUAAGUGACCUAGGGCCUGCAUUGUACAGGAGGAGCGCAUUGGUUCCAGAAAACAAAGUUUGUGUGGUGAGAAAACACCUGUUGUCUAAACGUCUCUUCAGGUACUAACUGUGCUCAAUGUCACAAAGUCUGCUUGUUUUGUAUUUUGUAUAUCAAUAAAUAGGAUCGACAAAAUG